This is a messenger RNA of Lachancea meyersii CBS 8951, 2463 nucleotides long. Lineage: Eukaryota; Fungi; Ascomycota; Saccharomycetes; Saccharomycetales; Saccharomycetaceae. The record is from the annotation of a GenBank genome assembly.
AUGGGAAAGCCAAAGAAGUCUAAGCCGUCGCUUUCGAACAGCUUUGACGAGAAAGUUUCGGAUCUGAUAUACCGAAUGCUUGAUGAAAAGUCGUUGGAAAAGCAGCGGGCGAGCGAAGCCAGAAGAGCUAGUCGAGAAAACGGAAACAUGGAAGAUGCCGUUUCAUCUGAGGAGGAUGACUUUGCCGAUGUGUUUUUGGCUCGAGACUUAGUAUUUGGCGAAGUGAUGGCCUUCAUACAGUCUAAAGACUUGUCUAUGCAGAGAGUGAAGAAGGUUCUUCUUGAGAAGACCGUUGAAAAAGUGCUCAAGCAAGCUGUGGCCGAAGAAGAGGGACAGUUCUCAGCGUAUUUCACCAAGGAGUCUAUAUCGCCAGAGCUUGAAGAUGACAAGCUAAGCAAGCAAAACCUGAUGAUAGCCCAGGACUCAAAUGACAUGAACAAAAGCGUUACGAGUCAGUGGAAUGUGGCUAAGAAUAAAGAUGGAGAACGAGUGGAUGACCAGAAGAAAAGUUCUAAAAAGAGAUCCAAAGAUGGCAGCGCGAAACCGAAGAGACAGAAAACUCAAGAGGACAGAAGCCCACCCAGCAGUGACCUAUCAUCGCUCGGGGGUAUGGACGAUGUGGUAGCGCAACUCAUGGAACUUAUAGGACUUCCUAUUUUACAUCCAGAGAUAUUCGCGUCCACUGGUGUGGAGCCACCACGCGGUGUUUUGUUGCAUGGCCCUCCAGGAUGCGGUAAGACUUCCAUUGCAAACGCUCUUGCAGGUGAGCUGCAGGUUCCAUUUAUAUCGAUAUCUGCUCCUUCUGUUGUGAGUGGUAUGUCAGGUGAAAGUGAGAAGAAAAUCAGAGACUUGUUCGAAGAGGCGAAAAGUUUGGCUCCAUGUCUAGUCUUCUUUGAUGAGAUCGAUGCUAUUACACCUAAAAGGGAUGGUGGAGCUCAAAGAGAGAUGGAGAGAAGAAUAGUUGCACAAUUAUUGACCUCCAUGGACGAACUGUCAUUUGAGAAGACAGGUGGUAAACCAGUGAUCAUAAUCGGUGCGACUAAUAGGCCCGAUUCUCUGGAUGCUGCUCUCAGACGUGCUGGUAGAUUUGACAGAGAGAUUUGCUUGAACGUUCCGAAUGAGUUAUCCAGAUUACAUAUUCUCAAGAAGAUGUCACAAAACCUAAAGAUUGAUGGUGACAUUGAUUUUUUGAAACUUGCCAAACUUACUCCUGGAUUUGUUGGUGCUGACUUGAAAGCUUUGAGUACCGCAGCCGGUACAUGUGCUAUCAAGCGUAUUUUUCAAAAUUAUGCUACUGAAACGCAAGGGUUUCCGAACUCAAUGGAGGUCGACGGAGAGUUCUCUUCUGGCGAUAUUGCAAUGGAGUUAAAAAACACUGCCAACAUGAUUGACCCUCUGCCCUUAUCCACAGUUCAGAAAUUCAUUCAAAACUUCCCGGAGCCGCUUUCCCCAGAACAGCUGGAGUCGCUUUCUAUAAGGUACGAAGAUUUUCUGAAGGCGUUACCAACAAUACAACCAACUGCUAAGAGAGAAGGAUUUGCGACCGUUCCUGAUGUGAGUUGGGCCAAUAUUGGUGCAUUAAACAAAAUAAGAGUUGAAUUGAACAUGGCUAUUGUUCAACCUAUCAAGCGCCCAGAACUGUAUGAAAAGGUUGGUAUAAGUGCCCCGGCCGGGGUGCUUCUAUGGGGUCCACCUGGUUGUGGUAAAACAUUACUCGCCAAAGCAGUGGCCAAUGAAUCGAGAGCCAACUUCAUUUCGAUCAAGGGGCCUGAGUUGCUAAACAAAUACGUGGGUGAGUCUGAAAGAGCGAUACGUCAAGUUUUUACGCGAGCCAGAGCUUCGGUUCCGUGUGUGAUAUUUUUUGAUGAACUGGACGCUCUGGUGCCAAGAAGAGAUGCCUCUUUGUCCGAAUCAUCUUCUAGAGUAGUCAACACUUUACUCACUGAGCUCGACGGACUCAACGACAGACGAGGUAUAUUCGUAAUAGGUGCAACAAAUCGACCAGAUAUGAUCGAUGCCGCAAUGCUGCGGCCUGGUCGACUGGACAAAACGCUGUUUAUCGAGCUUCCAAACUUCGAAGAGAAGCUAGACAUUAUAAAAACCUUGACCAGAACAAAUGGUACUCCGCUAGCGAAUGAAGUUGAUCUAGAAGCUGUAAUUAAAGCGGAAAGCUGCCGAAACUUUUCGGGUGCCGAUUUAGCUGCUCUCGUGAGGGAAAGUUCGGUGUUGGCAUUGAAGAGAAGCUUCUUUAAAACGGAAGAAGUUCACUCCGUUACUGAGAAUAACUUAGAGCAGGAAUUUGGCGAGCUCACUACGGGCUCAGCAGAGGUGGUUGUCAAUAUGAAUGACUUUGUCAAUGCUUUGAAAAAGGUGAAGCCAUCUGUAAGCGAUAAAGAUAGGUUGAAAUACGAUAGGCUCAACAAAAAAAUGGGAUGGGUCGACGAAAUUGACGAGCCCAACUAA